This is a messenger RNA of Fusarium graminearum PH-1, 1515 nucleotides long. RefSeq lists its product as uncharacterized. Gene Ontology annotation, molecular function: heme binding; iron ion binding; oxidoreductase activity, acting on paired donors, with incorporation or reduction of molecular oxygen. The transcript has 6 exons. Bases 1 to 1515 code for a protein of 504 amino acids. NCBI's taxonomy places the organism in Eukaryota, Fungi, Ascomycota, Sordariomycetes, Hypocreales, Nectriaceae. The record is from RefSeq and is a predicted model, not a curated record.
AUGGCAGGCACGACUUUCGCAGAACUUCACCUUGCUUUCUAUCAAUGGAUCGACGAGACUCUUGAUCAUCCCCUAGGCCGGUACUUUAUGGCCGGCGUGGGGUCAUCUUUGGUCGUGCUACUCGUGGCUAUUGCAGCUUUCUGCAGCCGUAGCAAGACUCCCAAUGUCCCGAUUCUACUACAAGACGAGAUCGGCAAUGCAAGGAAGCGUGCUCUCGAGUACUGCUUCAACCCACGGGAGGUCAUGGAAAAAGGGUACAAAAAGUUCAAAAAUGAAGUCUUUGGUCUCGAUACUCAAGAUGGUAUGAUCGAUCUCCAAACAGUUCCCUGCCGUCGCUUACAUUUUAUAGGGCUCAAACUAGUGAUACCUCCAAGCUAUCUUGAUGCAUUGAAGAGUCAUCCCGCCCUGAGCUUCAAAGCUUCUAUCGACAACGAUAUGCAAAUCGAAUACACACAUUUCGGCGGUCCACCGGAAUAUGUCAUUCACGCAAUCAAAGCCAAUCUCACUGGAUCACUUCACUGGACACCAGUCAAAGUCCACGACCGAGUACUCCGCCUCAUUGCAACCAAUAACGCUCGCGCUUUUCAAGGUACCGCUGCAAGUGAGGACGAAGAGUGGCUGUCGGCAUCCACCGGUUAUGUUCUGGCUUGCUUCGACUGUAUACGAGCUUUGAAGCAGUGGCACCCAUGGCUCCGACCACUCGUCUACAGACUCAUCCCGGAACGAGCUGCCAUCAAGGAUCAAUGGGCCAAGGGUCGCAAACGAGUGAUGGCAUCCAUGAAAGAGAGACAACAAAAGGGCGGGAAUAUUGAAGACCCGCCCACUAUGUUGGAUCAUUUGAGCAAUGGCAAGCACGAAGGUAUGGCCAAUGAUAUCGAAAAGCAGCUGGUUCACCAGAUGAAUCUGAUCGCUGUUGGUACAGUCACCACCUAUUCUUCCACAACACAAGCCAUCUACGAUCUUGCAACUCAUCCAGAAUAUGUUCCUAUACUGCGACAAGAGGUUGAAUCCGUUUCUCGAGACGCCAACGGAAAUUUCACUCGGGACUCAACUUUGGCGAUGGAGAAGCUUGACAGCUUCAUCAAGGAGAGUCAGCGAUUCCACUCCCCCGACCUAACGAUCGCAGACAUGACACUCCCAGAUGGCACAUUUGUCCCCAAGGGCACUAAGCUAGAGAUCAACACCUGCUCAAUCCACAAAGACAAAGAUCUGUACGAAAAUCCUGGUGACUUUGACGCUCUUCGCUUCUACAAAAUGCGUCAGGCUCCUGGGCAGGAAGCCAAGUACCAGUACUUCAGUGUGGGCCGAGAAGACCUCUCAUGGGGGUUUGGACGACACGCUUGCCCUGGAAGGUACCUCAGCGCCAUCAACAUCAAGCUUAUCAUGGCGGAGCUCUUGAUGAACUAUGACAUCAAGCUGUGCGAUGGGGCAAGCCGACCGCCAAACAUUGAAUUUGAAGUUCUUUGCUCCCCCGAUCCCGAUUACGAGAUUUUGUUGAAGAGUAGAGAGCAUUAG